CUUUUGAGCAUUCUAGUAUAAAGUGUGUUCCAGAGAUAUCUGGAAAAGAUGCUUAGCAUUCUCACCUAUUUGUCGUGUGGUACAGUCCAAAUUGAUUCGUGGAUUGUUCAAACGCGUAUUAGUGCAACAAACAAACACUUAACAUCAGAUAUAUAAAACACAAAUUCUGAAUCGUUCUUCCUUAUCCAAGCGUGGGAGUGGUUUAUUGGCACUAUUAAAUUUUAUCAUAUUUAUAGACCACUUAAAGAGUACAUUCCUCGAGAUCAUAAAAAAUACAUUUCAUGAAGUGUUUAAUUUUGCCGUGUUUGAAUGUAAGCAAUCUGCCAAAUUGUAAAUCCGAAGGUGAACGAAUAACAAAGUUAUUAGCUUAUAAAAAAGGUAAUCGACUCUGAAUCACGCGAACAAGCCAUGACCUGUCCGAAUCUUUAACCACAAUGUACCUACGUCACUAGAAAUAAUCCCCGCCUACUGACUGCGAAAACUUAACUCUCUCCUCCCCAAACACUGUACUAGCUCGUUCGUGACGUGUGCAUCAUGUCUAAGAGAAGCUGUCUUCUAUGUAGUGAAACUAAGUCAGUCUUAUUUUCACUUCUGAGGAAAAAAUGGUUACUAUUUAUUUUUCAAACGACACCAAAGGAGUAUAAACCGAACGUUUUACUUUGCGCGCGUCAUUUUACCGAAGAUUGCUUCAUCAAUCUUGGCGCCUUUACUGCAGCAUACAUUAAACGUCUUUCCUUAAAAGAUGUUGCAAUACCAACUUUAUUUGGACCUGUAAGCUCCACCGAAUCACAACCUGUAAGUGUGACUCUUUAUUUUUGUCUUUACUUAAAAUUAAAUUUGUGUGACGUUAUCUCAUGUCUGUGUUUAGCUAACGUUACCGUUAUUUUUGGGGUUGUUACUGUUUGUUUACCUAACGUUAGCUAUAAACUCGUUGCGCUAAUGUAAGUGUUCAACCAUAUUAACUCGCAAAAUCUUUAUUUCAAGAACUGCGUGGUGUACUAUAGUUAUAAUAACAUCUGAAGAUACGAACACCGUACACUGUAUGCCGUGAUAACUAACUGUUACAAGAGAAGUGUCUAAAACAGUCCUUUUUCUUACUGGCAUCUGUAUAAGGAUUAAAGAAUGAUUCGUCAGACUCGGGCUCGAACUGGUAAGGUAAAAUCGACGCCAUCUCUCUCUAUACACUGUUAAUAUCCAACCACCUGCAAACCGUAAUACAGCAGUAAUGACAGGCGGUCCAUUUGCGACACAUGCUGAACGCGUUUGACCAAUCACAGCAGACUAGACCAUUUGACCAAUCACAGCAGACUAGACCAUCUGACCAAUCACAGCAGACUACACUAUCUGACCAAUCAGAUCAGACUACGCUGGAGGAAAGGCGGAGAUUACACAGAUGAAUCGCGGAACGAAUCAUUUGAGAGUCAGUCAAGAAGUAAGGUAAUAAAAACUGCUUAUUAUUACGAAAUAAUAGUAUUUUUACAUCAUGUAUGUACAUAAACUUGUUGUCGGACACUCCAUAAACCAAACUAAGCCCUUAAAAAUAUUGAGGAAUGUACUCUUUAAGAAAACGUAAGCAAUGCUGCUGGUCCAGAAGAACUUCCUGUUUCCGUUUUUUUAACUACACAAACGUUUGAACAAAAUACAACCAACAAAACAUUUAUAAUCAAUCAAAAUGUUAAAUGACUAUCUUUAAGAUUUAUUUAUAUAUGUAAGAUUUUAAAAUAAAAUCAAUAAAGAUGAACCAGAAGUUCUUCUGGACCAGUGUUUAUGUUGUGAAGUGGUCUGUUGUAUAUUUAAAAAAUAUGUCUGUUUAAUAAAUAUACAAUUAAAUGAUUUUUCCAUUUUGUAAGAUCAAAUCAUUCAUUUCAGUACACUGCUGUAAUAACAGACUUGCAGUUAUUCAGAGUUACUAAAAAGAGUUUCAGCUGUGAACUGUUAGAAGAGUCCACUAGAGGACGCCACAAGACAGGUUGAGCUAAAACCUCUUGUAAUAUUAAUCCGAAUUGUGUCCCUUAUAAAUGUGCACAGUCCCAAAAAGAAAGUACAAUGGAGACAAAAAGAAAGAAUCUGGCCAUUCACUAGAGUCAUUUAUUUAAUUAUUUUUUCUGGAAUGAAAAGCAUCUGUGACCACCUGGGAUCAAAUACACUGGAAAAUUUGUAGAAUAAGUGCAAAUAAAUACCCUACUUUCUAUAUAGUUAAAAAACUCCCUUUGACCUGUAUUGCUUUGAUGAGUGUUAAAAUACUUUAAUAAAAAAACCAAGGAAAGAUUUUAAUCCAUGCCAAUGGAUUAAGUGUCCCGAGCCCCUUACUGCUACUUAGACUCAGCAAACAAGCCAUUGCAGAUAUUAUAAUGAUGCACACAGAUGACUAGCACUUGAAUGUGUGCGUACUGCCAUAACAUGAGUUAAGGUACUAAAUGUGGCUUCCAAACAGUUUAUUGCAGCUUUGAUUUUCUCUAUAAGUCUAUUAUCUAUUACUUCAGCCAAUAUAUUACGCCAAUAGUAAGUUCAGUAUCAUAAUUGCCACUUGGUGACUUCAUGUCUCACAUUUAUGCAAUAUCUCAUAAGAUCUCAGACACAGGAAGCAUAUGUGUGUAGAAUAGUGUUUCAUCUGGGCCUGCUGAGCUGGCUCGUCUCUUUGUCAUCACAGUGUGAAUGCUCUCAUCAGCAGAAACCCCGUCACACACAUGCACAUGCACAGACAUACAACUACAUUUAAACUACACACACACAAAGCCCAACACAUAAACACAGUGCACACAUUUGGACAUUCUGUUGGCCAAACAAUGUGCUGACUGUCAUGUGUACGGCUAUUGUUUUGAGGGAAAAAUGACGGAUGUUGAGGUUUUGUGUCAAGUUGAAGUCAUUUUACGAACUGUCAAAUGUACUCUGUGUUGAAUAUUUUUUUAUUUUUGAUUACUGAAGCUAUUCGUAUCAAUUUCCAAUGACACACAGUACCGCCUCCAAUGUAAAUGCAUUCUUUAUCAACUGCUGUAUUUCUAUAUUCGUCUGAAGAUUAAAUUUGAAGUAGUAUCAGCUUCAUCGCUUUAGAAAAGGCACUGAAAUUCAUGCCUCACUAAAAUAAGACCUAAAAAUAAAAUGUUUAGAUUGCCUCUAUAGUGCAAAGUGGACUGCUCGUCAUGUAGUGUAUAUGUGAGAUUGCUCCACAGAUUGCAGGUCGGCUCGUUGUGAAGAGCGUGAGGAGGAAAGAAACAAAAGGCAUCCAAAGCAAAGUGCUGACAGCAGCCUGGGUCUGUGAGUCAGGGAGCCCCAUUGAAGCGCAGUCCGUAUAAAUACCCCCACAAAUGCUUGAACAGUCGACCGCGUGGUGGAUUCCCUUCAACGCACACAGCACGUUCUGUUGGGUCAGUCAGUGCUGAGAUACCUGAAACAAUGGCUCUGACAAACCCUAUGUCCAUGCCCAUGGGACCAUGGAAGAUCACCAUUUAUGACCAGGAGCAUUUCCAGGGCAGGCGUUGCGAAUUCACCGCUUGCUGCCAGAACAUCAUGGAGUUCGGUAUGGAGACCGUCCGCUCCCUGAAGGUGGAGUGUGGCGCCUGGGUUGGUUUUGAGCACACUUCCUUCAAUGGCCAGCAGUUCAUCCUGGAAAAGGGAGAUUAUCCUUGCUGGGAGGGAUGGAGUGGCAACAAUGCCUAUCGCAUCGAGAGGAUGAUGUCCUUCCGCCCUGUCUAUUCUGCUAUGCACAAAGAUUCCCGUAUGACUCUUUUCGAUUGUGAGAACAUGACUGGAAAGCAGUGGGAGGUGUGCAAUGACUACCCCUCCCUGCAGGGUAUGGGAUGGUGCAACAAUGAGGUCGGCUCCAUCAAGGUCAUGAGUGGCGCCUUUGUAUGCUAUCAGUAUCCCGGUUACCGUGGUUACCAGUACAUAAUGGAGUGUGACUGCCAUGGAGGCGAGUACAGGCACUACAGGGAGUACGGAUGCCAUGCUCAGACCCCCCAGAUCCAGUCGAUCCGUAGGAUCCAGCACUGAGGGGAACCGUCUGUGUCCUCCCUACUUCACCUCUCCGCUUCUUCCUUCUGAUCCCCUUUCCUCCAUUCCCUCUGUCCUCCGUUUCCGGCCAUGCAGGAUGGUUUGUUGACCAGGCUGGCUGGUAAACUGGUGCUGAACCAAUGUAACAAGCCCACAGCACUUUUUUGCCCACGACGUGAAGAAAGACUAUUCACAGCAGGAACGAUAAGAAAAAGAAGAGAAAGUCUGUGUGAUUACAGGCGACUGGAAACGGUGCGGUGAGAAACCGGGAACGUUGCUCUGCUUUCGUCAUGACUAUGAUCAUGAUUGUAGUCAUUGCAGUUUUCAUGGUCAACUUCUGUAUGAUGUAUGAUGAAUAAAAAAGAGCAUAAAAGCCAGAAUCAGUGACUUCAAUGGAUUGAGGUGUUAUGAUCUUUCUGACAUCAGGCUCCAACAGAGAACAUAUGACAAACCCAAAGACAAAUAAAAACAAGUUUGCAUGAGUCAUUGUCAAAAAACAAUAAUGUAGUGUGUAAUGU
This is a messenger RNA of Triplophysa rosa, 4508 nucleotides long. RefSeq names its product crystallin, beta A1b (gene cryba1b). The coding region runs from base 3394 to 3990 and encodes 198 amino acids. The transcript is spliced from 6 exons. Gene Ontology annotation, molecular function: structural constituent of eye lens. Gene Ontology annotation, biological process: lens development in camera-type eye; visual perception. The record is from RefSeq and is a predicted model, not a curated record. Lineage: Eukaryota; Metazoa; Chordata; Actinopteri; Cypriniformes; Nemacheilidae.